CAUCCAUCUCAUCAUCGCACCUCGCACCACCCGUCACCACCACCGCCAUUGACCCUGCGCCAUGGAUCCCAAGGAGCCCAAGGACGACCGCCGCAAAAGUCUAGGCAAAUAUGUCAAGCGCAUGAGCAGCGUCUUCAAGAAGAACAAGCCCCAAGCCUCUUCGUCUGCUCCCGCCGCCCCCGCUGCCUCGGCUCCUGAGCCCACCCCUCAACCUCAACCUCAGCCUCCCUCGGCCGCCGCUGCUGUCGACGAGCCUGAUCCUCGCCCCAUCAUCACCCAGGAGCUGAACCGCAGCGCCCUCCAGCAGGAGCGUGCUCGCGCUCUCUUCGCCAAGUACGGCCUCACCCUCGAGUCGCACGAAUGGAUUGCCACCGCCCACCCCAUCAGCGUCCAGCGCGUCGAGAAACCCAUCCGCAUGCGUGUCCACCGUUCCUGCCACCACUGUGGAACCACCUAUGGCGCCGACAAGGUCUGCGUCAACUGUGAACACAAGCGCUGCAAGAAGUGCCCCCGCUACCCCAAGAAGAAGACACCCACCGAGAAGCAAAAGGUCCCCGCUGCCGCCGACGACGAUGCCGCUGCCGCUGCUGCCAAACCAAAGAAGAAGAAACUCCUCACUCUCAAGUCCAAGACGGGCGGUGAGUUGGUUUACCAGCACACCAAGCAACGCGUCCGACGCACCUGUCACAAGUGCCACAACAUGUUCCUCCCCGCUAGUGCCACCAUUUGCGACCACUGCCGCCAUGUGCGAUGCACAAAGUGUCCCCGGGAACCCGCCAAACUUGACAAAUGGCCCCACGGCUACCCGGGCGACGUGGAUGCUGGCAGUGAUACCGAGCUCGAGCAGGAGUUGGAGCAGGCCAAGCGAAUGUGGAGGAAACCCAGGACCAGAGUCCGAUGGGAGUGCGAGGAGUGUCACCGCCUGUUCAUCGAGGGCUCGCCUCAAUGUCCAGGUUGCGGUCACGCCCGAUGUGAGAAGUGUAUUCGCAAGCCCCUCAAAAGAACCAAAGUCGAGCGCAGUUUCGACCCGGAAGUGGUCAAAGCCGUGGAAGCCAAGCUCAAAGCUCUCCAGGUCGACGAUGACCCACUCUCAUCUGCCUAGUAUCCCCAACAUUUAAUCAUGCGUACAGCGACGUCCUUCUUCGCCCGCCCCAGUCAUUUCCUCAUGUUUUCGCUUCCUCGAAACCCAUCUUCUUUUUGAGGUUUCCCUUCUUUAUCAGAGCUAGGUACAGGUAGACUGCCGACUAUGCCGAACGAUAACUCACAAGCUGCUCUACUGCGAGGCCAUGGCUUCCCAUUGCUCUACCAAUACCACACUUUGUUAUCCUAACCCCCGCCUUUGGAAAACAAGGACGGGGGGCCCUCUAUCUUUACUUAUGUGAACCGUUCCACCACCGCUGCAUUCAUGUCGUGCCCGUUACCGUUACUUACACGCGUCUCUCCCCGUGCGCCCAGCCCCUUGCCCAGCCCAUGCGGCCGUACAUCACAUCACACCGUUGUCCUCUCUCC
Periconia digitata is the source of this 1509-nucleotide messenger RNA. The record is from the annotation of a GenBank genome assembly. NCBI's taxonomy places the organism in Eukaryota, Fungi, Ascomycota, Dothideomycetes, Pleosporales, Periconiaceae.